AUUCUGGCUAUCCACUGGGACUUUGCUAUGCGCUUAGCCUCAGGACAUUAGCACGCCUAGCGUAUAAUACAGUCUAGUGUCCUGUCUGUAAAGAACUGUAGCUCGCUGAAGAUUGCAAACAUUUUCGGUCAACUUUUUUUUAAAUAAAAAACUUUUAUUUUAUUUUUUCUCCCCAUCAUUGUCCUUCGUUGGAACCGAAGUCGAGGUGGAUGCAACUUUACAGACGCAUUGUAAAAACGAGUUUGGCUGUUUUCGUUUGGUUGCCUUUUUAGGAAAAUUGUAAUACGUUUGAAACUAAUGUUUUGUUCCCUGCUUUUUGAUUCUAUGGGAGAGUCUGGAACCCGAAAAACAUUUUGAAGACUAAACGCUACUUUUUUUUUACAACAUUGCCUUCAUGUUUCCCAUAUAUCUAUAGUUUUAAGGUGGCCCAAGCACGUUUGUGAAUUAAGAAUCCGGUUAGCUAGUCAACCAAUUCGGUAAUUUUUAGACCUUUAGCUAGUAGCCAGUGAAGUGUAAGGAAAUCUGGGUCUCCAUGAAGAAAUCCCAACGUGCGAGUUGAAACUGUCCUAGUUACCUAAUACAGCUGAACGCUUUUCUCGUGUUUUGUGUGCCCAUAACAUUUUUAUUUUAUUUAACCGACUCAAUGAACACGAUGUUCGUGUUCUCUACGGUUUACACAUUGGCCCUGCUUUUUGUUUCGACGAAGGCUGAGCCCAAUUCGAAAAGCUGCAUUGAAGUUAGGGCUGCAUACAGUUCCAAAGGCUUCAACGUCAAUGACGUUCCCAACAAAGGGGUACACGGAGCCCCCCUAAAGGUGUGUCCUCAGGGCUACUCAUGCUGUACCCUGGAGAUGGAGGAAAAGCUGAGCCAGCAGAGCCACUCAGACCUGAAGGCCCCGAUCUCCCAGCUCAACUCCAACCUACAGAGCACCUUCAAACAGAGGCACAGCCAAUUUGAUCAAUUCUUCCGUGAGUUGCUGGACAAUGCGGAGCACUCGCUUAACGACAUGUUCGUGCGCACAUACGGCCUGAUGUAUGUGCAUAAUGCGGAGCUAUUCAAGCACUUUUUCCAGGAGCUGAAGCGCUACUAUGUGUCGGGCAGCGGGGCAGUCAACCUGGACUCCAUGCUGUCUAACUUCUGGGAAGACCUCCUGGAGAGGAUGUUCCGAUUGGUCAACGUCCAGUACGAGUUCAGUGACGCCUACAUGGAGUGUGUCAGCCGCCACACCGAGCAACUGAAACCGUUUGGUGACGUGCCGCGCAAGCUCCGCCUCCAGCUGACACGGGCCUUUGUCGCAGCGCGCACCUUCACACGUGGCCUGGCGCUCAUACCCGAGGUGGUCAACAAAGUCUCCACGGUCAAUGCAUCCCCUAGCUGUGUGCGGGCAGCCAUGAAGAUGUUGUACUGUCCCUACUGCAAAGGCCAGGUGGCCCUCAAGCCUUGCCAGAACUACUGUCUCAACGUGAUGCGUGGCUGUCUGGCCAACCAGGCUGACCUCGACACAGAGUGGAACAACUUCCUGGAUGCCAUGUUGAGUCUGGCUGAGAGACUGGAGGGGCCCUUCAACUUUGAGUCUGUGAUGGACCCCAUUGACGUUAAGAUCUCUGAGGCCAUCAUGAACAUGCAGGAGAACAGCAUGCAGGUGUCACAGAAGGUGUUCCAGGGGUGUGGUCAGCCUAAACCAGGUAAUGGCUUCCGGUCGCAUCGCUCAGUCAAGGAGACAGGAUUCACCGGUCGCUUUCGACCCUACAGCCCUGACGCACGGCCCACUACUGCUGCUGGCACCAGCCUGGACAGACUGACGACAGACGUGAAGAAAAGGCUGAAGCAUGCUAAGAAGUUCUGGUCCACGCUGCCAGAAACCGUGUGUGCUGGGGAGAGGAUUACGUCUAGGGAUGACUGUUGGAACGGAACAGCAAAGAGCAGGUACGAGUCUGUUGUCAUGGGCAACGGAUUGGCCAAUCAGGUGUCCAACCCGGAUGUGGAAGUGGACAUUACAAAGCCAGAUGUGGUGAUUCGCAGUCAGAUCUCAGUGUUGAAGGAAAUGACCAGCUGGCUGAAGGCCGCCCACAGCGGCAAUGAUAUCUCCAUCGACCAAGAUGAGGAUGGUAGCGGAGGACAGGAGAGUGGUAGCGGCUGUGACUCUCCAUCCUGUGAGGCGGACCGGGACAUCUACUUCUCCAUCCCACCCACCCCCAUCAACCCCCGCGUGGUCAAGGUGGUGCACCAGGAAACGACCGGUGGAGACCGUAUAGCACACGGGAGCAUGGCACUGGCACUCUGUGGGCUCACCCUGGCCCUGCUCGCCCCCCAUUGGCGAUAAAGGGAGAGAGAGUGAGAAAGUAAGAUGGAGAGAAGGGAAAAACUGUCAGACUUUUAAGAAGACUGCCUUCAGGACCUAUCUGCCCGCCAUCAUGUGGGGGGGGGGGCUCUUGAGUUAUUUUAAUUUUUUGUUCGUUUUUAUAAAAAUGGUCAAUACUGUA
Messenger RNA from Oncorhynchus tshawytscha (Chinook salmon), 2483 nucleotides. Its product is annotated as glypican-4. The coding region runs from base 644 to 2323 and encodes 559 amino acids. The record is from RefSeq and is a predicted model, not a curated record. Gene Ontology annotation, biological process: regulation of protein localization to membrane; regulation of signal transduction; cell migration. Gene Ontology annotation, cellular component: cell surface; extracellular region; synapse. Lineage: Eukaryota; Metazoa; Chordata; Actinopteri; Salmoniformes; Salmonidae. The transcript has 9 exons.